AUGGAGCAGGUGGUCCGAGAGCGGGACAACCUGGGUAAACAGCUGCUGCGGCGCAACGAUGAGCGAGCUCUUCUGUACGAGAAGAUCCGCAUCCAGAACGCCGUCCUCAGCAAGGGAGACUUCCACUACGGCCAGCGCCUGGAGGACAUCCGCCUGCUCAAAGUGGAGAUCAGGAGGCUUAGGAGCAAGAGGAGCCUCCUGGACAAGAGUAUCCCCAACACGGAGGAGCUGAGACAGGAGCUCUUUCACCUGCAGAGGGAGCUGUUGAGAGAGAGGACCAGAAACAGCAUUCUCGAGGAGCAGCUGAAGCCCAUCAACAUUCACCGAUGGAGGCGCCUGGAGGGAAGUGAUCCUGGUAAAUAUGAGCUCAUUCAGAAGAUCCAGUCGUUACAAAAGCGACUCAUUGCCAAGACUCAGGAGCUUGAAGAAAGUGAACUGCUGCUACAGGAGAAGGAGAAACUGUAUGUGGACCUGAAGCGUGUGUUGACCAGACAGCCGGGACCAGAGGUGGCUGAGCAGCUUCAACAGUGCCGCUGGACACUCCGAGAUAGAACAAAGAAACUUAAGGUACUAUCCACUAUGGUUUAA
Knipowitschia caucasica is the source of this 588-nucleotide messenger RNA. The record is from the annotation of a GenBank genome assembly. NCBI's taxonomy places the organism in Eukaryota, Metazoa, Chordata, Actinopteri, Gobiiformes, Gobiidae.